AUGCAACUUCUGUCUAUCCUCAGCGCCUUGUCUCUUACUCCUGGCGUGCUCUCUUCUUCGUCUACAGUCUAUAAAGGACUUGUAGCCCGAGAUGGUAGCCGGGGAAAUGAUACUAUCACGGGCCUGGGAGCUCGCAAGCAGGCGGUGCUGGACGCUGGUGGCAAUACUCGCGAUCUAGCAAUUGCGAUGCUGGAGACCAUUGUCAGAUGCCGAUUUCUCACAAUUAUACCCACAGGAGACGGCAAGACCGGCGAUUCCACAAACUUCGGUAUCUUCAAACAAAAUUGGUACAUGCUGCGGCAUUCCGCGUCCGAUUUUCUGGGACAGACCGUGGAUCAGGUUGAUAACGGCGCCAUUCUCAACUCUAACUUGGGCAAAGACGUCAAAGCUCGCCAUGAAGGCGAAGAGAAAUAUGGCUAUGAAACCUGGUUCGCCGGCCACCGCAAUGGAGAGAGUGGGGUGCAGAACCCUGGCACAGACGACAUCAAGGCAUAUAUCGAUGCUGUGGCGUGGAUCCAGGAGCAGAUUGAGAGCGACAAGAAGUAUCAGUCUGACGACACUCGGUUCUGGGUAGACGUUCACGCGAUUUAA
Messenger RNA from Aspergillus nidulans FGSC A4, 591 nucleotides. RefSeq lists its product as uncharacterized. The transcript has 4 exons. NCBI's taxonomy places the organism in Eukaryota, Fungi, Ascomycota, Eurotiomycetes, Eurotiales, Aspergillaceae. The coding region runs from base 1 to 591 and encodes 196 amino acids. The record is from RefSeq and is a predicted model, not a curated record.